GUUGGAGACAAGCCGCGCAGGACCUACAACACCCACAAACAGCAACAGGAUAACAAACUGCUGGCAUAAAGUCUCGUAUGAAUUCCGACGAGAAGGAGGACUGUGAGUGUGCGCCACCACAGGCCGAGACGAGCUCCGCCGGAGGAGCCGAUAGAGAACACGAGGAGCCUGAAAUAGAAAACCCAGAAGCAAGCCGAAUGAAGCGAGCAGCUGCCAAGCAUCUAAUAGAGCGCUAUUACCACCAGUUAACGGAGGGCUGUGGGAAUGAGUCUUGCUCCAACUCGUGGUGUGCCUCAUCAGUUGGCUUCAGCCGCAUGGAUAACAACGAGGCAGCGGUCAAAGCUCUGGAGCUCUACAAAGUCAACGCCAAGCUAUGCGAUCCACACCCUUCAAAGAAAGGCACCGCUUCCACCUACCAGGAGAGCAGCGCUCACAGCAACUCUGCGUGCAGCAACAAGAAGAUGAACCAUAAAGACAUCCACUCUGUGCGCGACAAUUUUAAAGAUGUAAAUUACCUGACAGAGGAGAAGGUGUAUGAGAUCCUGGACACCUGUGGUGAAAAGGAGGAUUACUCCCCUCUCAUCCGAGUGAUAGGCCGAGUUUUCUCCAGUGCUGAGGGACUGGUGCAGAGCUUUCGCAGGUCCAAACCACACACCAAGGAGGAGCUCAAGUCUCUCCAAGGUAAGGACGAGGACAAGGACGAAGAUGAAAAGGAGGCAGCUGCGAGUUCAACUACAGCUAUGGAGGAGGAUUCCCCCACCUCCUCAUCAUCAUCGAGGCUCGGCGAGUGCUCGUCGGGAGAAAACGACGUCCAAAAGCUGGCUCCCGAUGAGGUUUCGGUCGAUAUCGAAGCUGUGCGAAGGGUCUACGAGCGCCUCCUGUCCAAUGAUAAAAUCGAAGCCGCCUUCUUGAAUGCGCUGGUCUACCUCUCGCCUAAUGUGGAGUGCGACCUGACGUACCAUAACGUGUAUUCACGAGACCCAAACUACCUGAACCUUUUUGUAAUAGUGAUGGAAAACAGCAACCUCCACAGCCCCGAGUACCUUGAGAUCGCUCUCCCGCAGUUCUGUAAGGCCAUGAGCAAACUCCCGCUGGCGGCUCAGGCCAAGCUGGCCCGUUUGUGGUCGCAUUACAGCGCCGAGCAGAUCCGGCGCAUGGUGGAGACCUUCCAGCAGCUCAUCACCUACAAGGUGAUCAGUAACGAGUUCAACAGCCGCAACCUGGUCAACGACGACGACGCUGUGGUGGCGGCCACUAAGUGCUUGAAGAUCGUCUAUUAUGCAAACGUGCUGGGCGGCGACCUUGACAUGGAGCACAACGAGGAAGAAGACGAGGAGCCCAUUCCAGAGUCCAGCGACCUCACCCUGCAGGAGCUCCUGGGUGAAGAGCGCAGGAACAAAAAGGGCCCUCGAGUAGACCCGCUGGAGACGGAGUUGGGAAUCCGUACGAGCGAUUGCCGGCGGCCGCUCAUUCCCUUUGAGGAGUUCGUCAACGAGCCUCUGAACGAGGUGUUAGAGAUGGACAAGGACUAUACUUUCUUUAAAGUGGAAACUGAGAACAAAUUCUCCUUCAUGACCUGUCCGUUCAUCCUGAACGCCGUCACCAAGAACCUGGGUCUGUACUACGACAACCGCAUCCGCAUGUACAGCGAGCGGCGGAUCACCGUGCUCUACAGCUUGGUGCAGGGUCAGCAGCUCAACCCUUACCUGAGGCUCAAAGUGCGCAGAGACCACAUCAUUGACGAUGCUCUGGUCAGGCUGGAAAUGAUAGCAAUGGAAAAUCCUGCAGACUUGAAGAAGCAGCUGUACGUGGAGUUUGAAGGAGAGCAAGGUGUUGAUGAAGGAGGUGUUUCCAAAGAGUUCUUUCAGCUGGUGGUGGAGGAGAUCUUCAACCCAGAUAUUGGCAUGUUCACGUAUGACGAGCACACCAAGCUGUUCUGGUUCAACCCGUCGUCGUUUGAAAAUGAGGGCCAGUACACACUGAUCGGCAUCGUUCUCGGUUUGGCCAUCUAUAACAACUGCAUCCUGGAUGUCCACUUUCCCAUGGUGGUCUACAGGAAGUUGAUGGGCAAGAAAGGAACUUUCAGGGACUUGGCUGAUGCCAACCCGGUUUUAUACCAGAGUCUGAAGGAGCUCCUGGAGUAUGAGGGCAGCGUGGAGGAGGACAUGAUGAUCACGUUCCAGAUUUCUCACACGGACCUGUUUGGGAAUGCACUUAUGUACGAUUUAAGGGAAAAUGGGGACAAGAUUCCCGUCACCAAUGAAAACAGAAAGCUCCAGGAGUUUUGGGAGACGUUGCACUCAUUUGGCGAGGAGCAGAAACGCCUCUUCCUACAGUUCACCACCGGCACCGACAGAGCGUUACCGACUUCCCACACUUGCUUUAACGUGCUGCUGCUGCCCGAGUACAACAGCAAGGAGAAGCUGAGGGAGAGACUGCUGAAAGCCAUCACCUAUGCCAAAGGGUUUGGCAUGCUCUGAACCCCUGCUCCCUACAGACUCAGAACGCCCAUAAACCCUGCCCUGCCCUUCCUGUAUCAGACACAAUCUCAACGGUGACCAGACAGGCCAGAGUAUGUUUCGAGGAAAAGCAAGUGAAUAAUGAAAGUGGAUACGUGGUUCUAAUAAAUCUCUCUAAUA
Messenger RNA from Neolamprologus brichardi, 2639 nucleotides. The record is from RefSeq and is a predicted model, not a curated record. Lineage: Eukaryota; Metazoa; Chordata; Actinopteri; Cichliformes; Cichlidae.